Periophthalmus magnuspinnatus is the source of this 2016-nucleotide messenger RNA. It is a transcript of the gene dnai1.2, whose product is annotated as dynein, axonemal, intermediate chain 1, paralog 2. Gene Ontology annotation, biological process: outer dynein arm assembly; cilium movement. The transcript has 20 exons. Gene Ontology annotation, cellular component: outer dynein arm. The record is from RefSeq and is a predicted model, not a curated record. The coding region runs from base 1 to 2016 and encodes 671 amino acids. Lineage: Eukaryota; Metazoa; Chordata; Actinopteri; Gobiiformes; Gobiidae. Gene Ontology annotation, molecular function: dynein heavy chain binding; dynein light chain binding.
AUGCCUCUACCUAACGUCGCCAUCGGGGCUUCACCUCGAAAGGGUAAUCCAAAUCGAAAUGCAGCGAAAGGAGCAAAGAAAAGGGACGGUUUGGAGGCCGCAGACUUUGGGGAUGAUUUCACCCACAGCACUGCAGUGAAGUCUACUGACCAGCUAGAGCUCUCUGAGGCUGAGCUGAAGGAGGAGUUCACCAGGAUUCUCACAGCCAACAACCCUCAUGCCCCAGACAACAUCGUACGUUACAGCUACAAGGAGCGCUCAUUCAAACCUAUCACAGUGGACCAGCUCGCAGUUCAUUUUGUUCUGGAUGGGAGUCUGCUGCACCAGGACUCAGAGGAGGCACAGAGGCUAAGAGCCAAGGAGAGGCUCACCGCAUCUGUGGAGGUGGAACAUGAGGCAGAGAAACCAGAGACUCCGGCGACUCCAGUGGAGGAAGUGGAGGAGCCUGCAGACGAGGACAGACCAGACAGCGCCGCCUCAAAACUAGACAAAAAAGAACCAAAACUCACAAACCAGUUUAACUUCAGCGAGAGAGCCACACAGACGCUCAACAACUCUCUGAGGGAGAGGAGCUGUCAGACUGAGCCUCCUCCAAGAAGCACCUUCUCAGACACAGCCAACCAGUGGGAGAUUUAUGACGCAUAUGUAAAGGAGCUGGACAAACAAGAGAGAAACAAGGACAAACAGAAGAGCAAAAGAGAGGAGACCGAGAAGAGACUGACAGCAGACACACAGGGUGAUGGUCUGAACAAAGUUUCCAAAGCGGCAAAGGUCUUGGAGCGGAUGGUGAACCAGAACAUAUUUGACCCAAUUCUACAGGAUUUUAAAUACUUUGAGGAUCCUGCGGACGAGGGGCGACAGGAGGGAACGCUGCUUCCUCUAUGGAAGUUUCAGUUCGACAAGGCCAAGAAGCUGUCCGUCACUGCCCUCUGCUGGAAUAAGAAGUACCCCGAUCUUUUCGCCGUUGGAAUGGGCUCAUACAAGUUUAACCAUCAGUCUGGUGGGCUGCUCUUGUUCUACUCUCUGAAAAACCCAUCGUACCCGGAGUACUUCUUCUUCACAUGGUCAGGUGUGCUGUGUGUGGACGUGCAUGAGCAGCGCACCCACCUGGCAGCAGCGGGCUUCUACGAUGGCUCUGUGGCUGUAUUUAACCUUCACGUGAAAGGCCAGGCCCCCCUGUACAAGAGCACAGCCAAGAGCGGCAAGCACACCGACCCCGUGUGGCAGGUUCAGUGGCAGAACGACGACAUGGACAACAACCACAACUUCUUUUCUGUGUCAUCUGAUGGCCGUGUGGUCUGCUGGACUCUGGUCAAGAAUGAGCUGGUGCACAGUGACAUCAUCUGCCUGACCGUCAGCCUGUCCGAGAAGGAGACCAUCAAUGCUCUGAUUGUGUUUUCAGCCUGUCUCACCUCUUUUGACUUCCACAAACAAAUCGACUACCUCUUCCUUGUGGGCAGCGAAACAGGAAAGAUCUACAAGUGUUCUAAGAGUUACUCGUGUCAGUACUUGGACGUAUAUGACGCUCAUGUGAUGGCUGUAGAUUCAGUGAAGUGGAACGAGUUUCAUCCCAAAGUUUUCAUGUCCUGCAGCUCAGACUGGACUGUGAAGAUCUGGGACCACACUGUCAGUGCUCCCAUGUUCACCUUUGACCUUCGCUCUGCUGUGGGAGAUGUAUCCUGGGCCCCGUACUCCUCCACUGUGUUUGCAGCUGUCACUACAGACGGGAUAAUCCAUGUCUUUGACCUGAAUGUGAACAAAUACCAGGCUCUGUGUCAACAACAAGUCACCAUCAAGAAGCACCUGACACACGUGACCUUUAACCCCCUGCACCCCAUCCUCAUCGUGGGGGAUAACAGAGGACAUGUGAGCGGCUUUAAACUGUCUCCUAACCUCAGGAAACAGCCAAAGACGAAGAAGCACCAGGAGCAGUCUAAAGGUCCAGAGGUCGAAGUUGCCAAGAUGGAGAGGCUGCUGUCUCUGCUCAGGGACUCAGAACUUAACUCUGUGCACUAA